AUGUUCAAAACCACUCUCUGCUCUGCUCUCCUCUUUCUCCUCACCAUUUUCAAACCUCAAGCUCACGUUCAUGGAGUAGAAACGACACCGCCAUCAAACGACUGUGAUUUCUUCAAAGGAAGCUGGUUUAUAGAUCGCUCGUACCCGCUGUAUAACGGAUCCGGUUGUCCUUUCGUCAAUCCAGGAUUGAAUUGCCAGAAAAACGGAAGAAUCGAUAAAAGGUACCUCAGCUUCAGAUGGCAGCCUCAUCGAUGUCAACUCGCCAGGUUCAACGGCGAGGAGUUCUUACGGAGAAAUAGGGGAAAGAAGAUCAUGUUCGUCGGAGACUCGUUGAGUUCGAAUCAAUGGCAAUCGCUAGCAUGCAUGCUUUACCACACCGUUCCUCGCUCCAACCAUAUCUUCGUGAAUCAAGGACCGCUUUCGAAUCUUUCGUUUCCCGAAUAUGGAGUUUCGGUUAUGUACCUGAAAAACGGGUUUCUUGUAGAUCUGGUGGUGGAGAAAAGGGGACGGAUUCUGAAACUGGACUCCAUUAGUAGAUGCAGUAAAUGGGAAGGAGUAGAUGUUCUCAUCUUCAACAGCUAUCAUUGGUGGACUCACAGUGGACGAAAAAAAACAUGGGACUAUUAUCAAGUUGGUGAAGAGAUAUUCAGAGACAUGGAGCGCAUGGAUGCUUACAAGAUCGCGUUGACAACUUGGGCUAAAUGGGUCGAUUCGUACGUAGAUCCUAAGAAGACCCGAGUCUUUUUCCAAGGGAUUUCAGCCGUUCACGACCUAGGCCAAGAUUGGAACGAACCUACUGUCCGGAACUGUGAAGGCCAAACUCUACCUAUCCGGGGACUUCAUUAUCCCGGGAAGAGAUACCCAGGAGAACAAGUGGUGAAAGACGUGUUGGCGAAAAUGAAAAAUCCCGCUUAUUUGUUGGAUAUAACACUCCUUACCCAGUUAAGAAAAGAUGGUCACCCAUCCAAAUAUGGCGAUGAAGGCGUAGACUGCAGCCACUGGUGCCUCGCUGGAGUUCCCGAUACUUGGAAUCAAAUUUUGUACAAUAUCCUGCUCAGGAGUUAGAAUUUUUGCACAU
Molecule: messenger RNA, 1078 nt
Organism: Cynara cardunculus var. scolymus (artichoke)
Lineage: Eukaryota; Viridiplantae; Streptophyta; Magnoliopsida; Asterales; Asteraceae
Product: protein trichome birefringence-like 42
Exons: 5
Coding region: 1-1065 (354 amino acids)
Cellular component (GO): Golgi apparatus
Molecular function (GO): O-acetyltransferase activity
Source: RefSeq, a predicted model, not a curated record